AUGAAGUUCAUCAUUAUGCUCAUUUUACUCGUGCAUGAGGCGUCUGGCAAAUUUCCACUCUGCCACUUCACAUGGGAGAUGAAAAAAGCCAGCCUGGAGUGUCGAGAUGGUUUGGAGAAGCUUGCAGCACCCCCUGCAGGAUGUGUCGGUGAGUGGGACAACGCUUCGUGUUGGCGAAACGCGGCGGUGGGUGAGGUGGUCACCCAACCUUGCCCCGCCCCCCUUUUGCAUCUGUUUGGAAAGAAAGGUAAUUUAAGCAGGAAGUGCACCCAGGAAGGUUGGUCGGACGUCUACCCUGUCAUCGCCUCCGCCUGCUCAUCCAACGACACCGGCCAACCCAAUGAGCUGGUGUUCUACAAAGUAGUGAUGGUUCUGUCCACGCUGGGUCACAGCUUGUCUCUCAUCAGUCUUCUCAGCAGCACCGUCAUCAUCGCGCUCUUCAGGAGGCUUCACUGCAUGAGGAACUACAUCCACAUAAACCUCUUCGCGUCCUUCAUGUUACGUGCCGUGGCCGUGCUCACCAAAGAUCUCCUGCUCUUCUCCGAAGAGGAGGACGAGCUGGACUGCAGCAUUCAGCCGUCUCUGGUGGGUUGUAAGAGCAGCUUAGUGUUCCUCAACUACUCCAUCAUGGCCAACUUCUUCUGGCUGUUGGUGGAGGCGCUCUACCUUCACACGCUGCUGCUGGUCGUCCACGGACGAUGCGCCAGGCUUUCCGUCUACCUCCUCAUCGGCUGGGGAAUCCCGGGCGUCUUCACGCUAGCGUGGAUCUUGUGUCGGAUUCACCUGGACGACACUUGGUGCUGGGAGAGGAAUGAUAAUCCCAUCCCUAGCAGAGUGUUGGACUGGCCCAUUUUGGCCUGUGUUGUUGUGAACUUCAUCCUGUUCAUUAGCAUCAUCCGCAUUCUGGUGCAGAAGUUGCGCUGCACCGACGUAGGUGGCAACGAGCAAUCGCAGUACAAGCGUCUCGCCAAGUCCACCCUCCUGCUCAUUCCUUUGUUUGGGAUCAACUACGUGGUCUUCGCCCACCUGAUGGAGCCCAGCGACACAGUCACGCGGCGGGUCAAGAUCUUCUUUGAGCUCGGACUCGGCUCCUUCCAGGGUCUUAUCGUGGCGGUGCUGUACUGUUUCCUCAAUUGCGAGGUCCAGUGCGAGUUCCGAAGGGUGUGGAAGAGCUUAUCCCUCAAGGGUUAUGUGAGCGGUCGCGAGUGCCGCCCGGGCGUCGUCUCGCCGGCCUGCAACGGCGCCGAGCACUCUGCCCCGUUCCCCAGGAACUCCCGAGCAGCGUCCAUCUUGCAGACGGAGACCUUUAUGCUGUGA
This is a messenger RNA of Nerophis lumbriciformis (worm pipefish), 1317 nucleotides long. The record is from RefSeq and is a predicted model, not a curated record. NCBI's taxonomy places the organism in Eukaryota, Metazoa, Chordata, Actinopteri, Syngnathiformes, Syngnathidae.